Messenger RNA from Vicia villosa (hairy vetch), 999 nucleotides. RefSeq lists its product as uncharacterized. The record is from RefSeq and is a predicted model, not a curated record. Lineage: Eukaryota; Viridiplantae; Streptophyta; Magnoliopsida; Fabales; Fabaceae. The coding region runs from base 1 to 999 and encodes 332 amino acids. The transcript has a single exon.
AUGAAGGGUUUUGAUGAAGAAAUGGAUGAUGUGGUGAAUGGAAAUUCUGCUGAGCAUAUAAAUCAAGAAAAUGGGGAAGCAAAUCCUGGUGCAGCAAGUCAACAAGUUAACAAAAUUAGUAUCACAGAAGAAAUGGGGAAGCAACAUGUCAUUGAAGAUGAAUACAUGACAGAUGAGUUGGAUAGUGGGGCUAAGGAUGAUAGUUCUGAUGAAAGGCCAUGUGUUAUAAGGUUCAAUGAGGAAGAUAAACUGAGCAAGGAUUAUGUCUUCAAAGUAGGAAUGGAAUUUCGUUCAUUGAGACAGUUUAAGGAUGCCAUACUUGAGCAUAAUGUGCUAAAUGGAAGAGAUGUGAAGUUUGAGAAGAAUGAUUCUAAUAGAUGCAGGGUUGUUUGCAAGGACAAGAAAAAGUGUAAUUAUACAGUAUUGUGUAGUAAGGUGUUAACAUCCACAACUUUUAGGAUAAAGACACUAUUUGCAAAACAUAAGUGUGGGAGAAAGUUUUUUAACAAAAGUUCUAAGGCAGAAUGGGUUGCUAAGGUUAUUGUAGAUGGUUUGAAGAACAACACUAAGAUGAAACUGAAUGAGGUAGUUGCUGAUAUUAGACAAAGGUAUUCCGCUGAAAUUCCAGGGUGCAGGGCAUUUAGGGCAAGACAAAUUGCAAGACAAAUAGUUGAGGGGGAUUCAAGCAAACAAUUUAGUAUGUUGUGGUCUUAUGGUGCUGAGUUGAGAAGGGCUUCAGCAGGCAAUACAUUCAAAAUCAACACUACUUCAUUUGCCCCAGGAUUGAAGCCUAGGUUUGAGAGGUGUUACAUAUCCUUUGAUGGGACCAAGAAAGCAUUGACAAAGGCAUGCAGGCCCUUUAUUGGAUUGGAUGGAUGCCAUUUGAAACACAAAUAUGGUGGUAUUUUACUCAUUGCAGUGGGCAGAGAUCCAAAUGACCAAUAUCUUCCUGUUGCUUUUGCUGUAGUUGAGAGUGAAACAAAAGACUCUUGGAGCUAG